Molecule: messenger RNA, 3225 nt
Organism: Hyposmocoma kahamanoa
Lineage: Eukaryota; Metazoa; Arthropoda; Insecta; Lepidoptera; Cosmopterigidae
Product: cystathionine beta-synthase
Exons: 21
Coding region: 16-2757 (913 amino acids)
Cellular component (GO): cytoplasm
Molecular function (GO): cystathionine beta-synthase activity; cysteine synthase activity
Source: RefSeq, a predicted model, not a curated record
CUUCGAUUUGUAGAAAUGGAAACUAACAAAAUGUCUAAGCCCGAAGUAAAUCCGGUAAAUGAUGCUGAAAACAUGGAGGACAACCUACAGGAUGUAAUAACUUGUGACCCUCCCGCAUAUCUUAAGGAACGUCCGAAAAUUCUGAAGACCAUUUUGGACGACAUCGGUAACACACCAUUGCUGAAGCUUAACAAAAUACCUCAACAGGAAAGCCUUGAAUGUGACAUCUAUGUAAAAUGCGAGUACCUUAACCAUGGAGGGUCCAUAAAGGAUCGCAUUGCGUACCAAAUGGUGGUAGAUGCUGAACAGAAAGGUAUUUUGAUACCAGGAGAAUCUGUCAUUAUUGAGCCUACAUCUGGCAACACAGGCAUUGGACUUGCACUGGUUGCACUGAUUAAGGGCUACAAAUGCAUUGUGGUGCUGCCUAAGAAGAAUUCUGAUGAAAAAGUAAACACGCUACUUUCGCUGGGCGCCACUGUCAUUCGGACCCCCAAUGUUCCUGCUAGCUCGCCUGAUAGCGACAUUAACGUCGCCAAAGACCUUGUGAAAAAGACAAAGGGUGGCGUUAUGUUGAAUCAAUUUGAGAAUCCAAGCAAUGUAAAGGCUCACUACUGUGGUACAGCUGAGGAAAUUCUCUGGUCUCUUGAUGAUAACCUAGACAUGGUGGUGAUCGGUGCUGGCACCUGCGGGACACUCAUUGGCAUAGCUGAAAAAUUGAAAGAGCGUUGCCCAAAAUGCUUCGUAGUGGGUGUCGACCCUUACGGCUCUAUACUCGCCCCACCUCUAGUAAAACUUGAUUAUGAGGUGGAAGGAAUAGGGGAUGACUUCUGUCCAAAAUUACUAAACAAUAGCGUGGUAAACCGAUGGGUGAAGACCGACGACAAAGAAUCCUUCCAAAUGGCACGGAGGCUUAUCUCGGAGGAAGGAAUACUUUGCGGUGGUAGUAGUGGCGCAGCAAUGUCGGCAGCCAUCAGAAUGGCACGUAUAUUGAAUCUUAAAAGCGGACAGAGAUGCGUGGUGAUAAUGCCAGACAGUAUACGCAACUACAUGAGUAAGUUCAUCUCAAAUCCGUGGAUGGAGGUGCGUGGUUACAUGGAUCUUUACAAAAGCAAUGUGAGUUGGUGGAAUGAACCGGUGUCAAAGAAGUGGAUCCGACAAACUCCCAGUGUGUCUUACAACAGUACAGUGACGGAGGCGGUCAGCGUGCUUAAGCAGAACUACGCAUCCCUUGUUAAUGUUAUCGACGAUAUCGGGGCGCUAAUUGGAAUAUUCACGGCUGACAAUACGCGGCGCUGCCUAGCUGACAAUUCGCUGAACUACGAUGAUGGCCUUGACAAAUUCACUGUGAAGAAGUACUACACAGUGGACCUCGCAAAGAAACCAUUCGCAACACUUGGUUUGGUGUCGCGAAUGCUUGAUAUAGCACCAUUCGUCAUGGUUGUCAAUACAGACCCAUCCCCCAAAAUGGCUAACCACGUGGAGAAUGGUACGACGAACGGUAGUAAGAAGCAUUUUGACCUUAAGAACAUGCCGCACAUCGUGAGGCCUUUGGACCGCCGCCCGAAAAUCCUGACCGACAUGCUGAAUGGUAUAGGCAACACUCCCCUAGUAAGACUCAACAAAAUACAUCGAGAAGAAGGCAUUGAAUGUGAUAUGUAUGUAAAAUGCGAAUUCCUCAAUCCUGGAGGUUCAGUGAAGGAUCGCAUUGCAUAUAGAAUGGUGACAGAUGCUGAACAGAAGGGCAUUUUAGUACCUGGAAAGUCUGUAAUUAUUGAGCCCACUUCUGGCAAUACUGGCAUUGGACUGGCACUUGCUGCAGCUAUUAAAGGCUACAGGUGCAUAAUAGUGCUGCCAGAGAAGAUGUCAGACGAAAAAGUUAACACGCUCUUAGCACUAGGCGCCGAAGUCAUCAAAACCCCCACUGAGGCUCCUUCCAGCUCGCCCGAGAGCAACCUCGGUGUUGCCGCGCGUCUUUCAAAGGAGAUCCCUGGUGGUGUACUUUUGGAUCAAGUAAGUCAUAGAUAUCCAGUAGAAGGACUGGGCUACGACUUCCUGCCAGAGGUGCUGGAUAGAAGUGUGGUGGACAAAUGGGUGAAGACAGAUGACAAAAACUCCCUGCAGAUGGCGCGGAAACUCAUCGAACAAGAGGGAAUACUUUGCGGUGGCAGUAGCGGCUCGGCUAUGUGGGCUGCCAUCCAAUCCGCGAAGAUGCUGAAGCGCGGACAAAAGUGCGUGGUGCUGCUGCCGGACAACAUCCGCAACUACAUGACCAAGUUCAUCUCGGAUCCGUGGAUGGAGGUGCGCGGCUUCAAGUCAGUUCCCAAGAACGUCGGCUUGUGGUGGUGGGAGAACAAAGUUUCGGAUGAGUGGAUCCAAAAGACGCCAAGUGUGUCUCACAAGAGCUCUGUGGAGGAAGCGUUGAAUGCGCUGCGUCAAAGCCGCGCCCUCCUCGUGAAUAUUGUCGAUGACAAAGGAUCGAUAAUAGGUGUGUUCACGGCAGACAAUACGCGGCGUCGCCUGGCUAACCUGUCAAGCUCGUACAAUGACGGCCUGGACAAGUUCACCGUAAAAAAGUACUACAAGUUGGACCUCUCGCAGAGCCCCACGCUUGGCUUGGUCUCGCGCACACUCGACAUAGCGCCAUUCGUCGUCAUUGUCAAAUCAGAAUCACCAACUCUUCAACGUCCCAUUGGCGUCAUCACCUCAGACGACUUGCUAUUUCACGUAUCUAAAGAAAAACAUACUAAUGGAAAGUAAACACUUAAGACUGGUCUAAUGACUUAAUAUAAAUUAUGGUUUCUAAGGAAUCUAACUUAAUUAUAAUGCCUAUAUCUGAUUUUUGUCAAUGCAUAUUAUAAUUUAGAUGUAGGUCUAAUGUUUGUAAUAAAUUAUAAAUGGUUUAUUAUAAUCUAUAAUCUGAAAAUGGGAGAAUGUAUUAUUAAUAUGCAUUAAAAGUAAACGUAGCCAUCUAAACGACUGUUACAGAUUUUUACAAACUUAUAUUUUAUGCCUAUAUAUCUCUUUAUACUUAAUUUUAAUCUUAAUAAAAUUAGAAGCAUUGUAGAACUACAACAGCAUUCCUUGAUGCAUUUACGCAAUCAACACAAUGUGUUUGAUAUACAUCCGCAUUUUAUAAGCCUUGUCUUUUCCAACAAGGACAAAUCAAUGUUAUAUUAUGAUACCAGUUACAACUGUAUUGCUUGAAUAAAAACUUUUGAGUAAAAU